Messenger RNA from Haliotis rubra (blacklip abalone), 10187 nucleotides. RefSeq lists its product as uncharacterized. The transcript is spliced from 13 exons. The record is from RefSeq and is a predicted model, not a curated record. Lineage: Eukaryota; Metazoa; Mollusca; Gastropoda; Lepetellida; Haliotidae. Bases 1289 to 9091 code for a protein of 2600 amino acids.
CAGUGUUCUUAGAGGCAACACAUUUUUAUUUGGCAAUAUGGCGGAAUAUUGUUCCAAGAGCAAGGUGUGUGUCCUUGUAACAUGAUUAGUAACCGCAAGUCAGUCCUUGAAAAGUGAUAUUCUUGACAAUGGCAGUGUGUGGAUAUGUACAAAGAAUGACUGCAAACCUCCUUCUUUUCCUACCAAGUUAAAUCACUGUAACUGAUAUUUUCCAUGAUAUGGCUAGAACCAAAAAACAAGUUCUACAAGCAACAGCCAGAAAACAGCAGCUUCUUCUAGAAGCAGAGCAGAGAGCAGCAAGACAGGCGGAACAAGCAGGACAGAACCCUGCCCGGAAGGGAAGGCCUGUGAAACCAGAGACGUCAACUGCCUCCUCUUCUGGUACAGGGGUGACAAAGCAUGUUGACCCUCAGGUUAGGCCUCCUGGGAGGCCAAUAAAGACACCCAGUCCAAGAAAACUGAAACCUUUGGUGGAGCAGUUGGGCGGGAAGGAAGCUGAAGAUGUGAAGGGUAACACUGAUGGAAGCUUGUACAAGAAGAUCAUUUUGGCACCUCAGAAGAAGAACAAAUUGUCUGAAGAUGUACAGGCAAAGGAGGAAACAACAGACAGAUCAACUGCUUUGGACAAGAAAAAUAAGAAAGAAGAGUAUCUGGAUCCACCUGUGAUGGUGAAUCUGGAUGCUGAAAAGGAGGACGGUUAUAUGCCAACACCCAUUUCAGGCCCAGUGAACAUGAAGAAGACCAAGUUCACUGCCAGAAAGUCUACCAAUGCUUUGAAGAAAGCAGAGGCACAAGAACUUCUACAGUCUCUGACCAGGAAAGAGACAGGAGCACGGCCUAAUCCUACCCUUGACAUACCCAAUGCUCAUCUGAUCCAGGUGUCUCCUGAAGCUGUUGGAAGGCCUGUUCAUUUGAAUCCAAACCAGAAAGCCCUACCCCUCCAUAAGUUGUAUGAAAGGAAAUCUGGCCUGUAUCCCCCAGUGUAUCCUAAACUGAAAGCCAGAAAGAGUAUAAGAUCUCCUUCAAAAGGAAGUGCAAAAAAGUCGUUCUUGACUGCAAGAAAAUCAUUCCCCCCUUGUACUCUAGCUCCGAAGAAGUUGAGCUAUACCGAGACAACGAUCAGCCAUCUUCCUCAUCAACUCCUGAUGUGGAAUCUGUGUCUGUGUUUCCAAGCAUUCAUGAAGCAGUUAUCACGCUUCCAAAGUCAGAGACCUUGCCAGUAGCUCUUGUAUGCAUUAAGGAUAUAUACAAAGGUCCUGAUCCUGCAGAAGGUAACGAAGGACUAACAAUGAAAGAAACUCCACCUCACUGUAUCAGAAGGUCAAAUAGUCAUCAGUCAACAAAACGAUCUAGUGAGAGGCCAAAAAGUCCUAGGAGGAAAAGUCCAAAAGGUGAUCGCAAAGCAAAGAACAUUUUUGAACAAUUUCAGAAUGAGAUCAAGGAAAAAGGGUCCAGGUCAAAGAAAUUGUCCCCAAACAAGAAGGGUCCAGGUCAGGAGGUUGCAAGCACUGCAAUUUCCUCUGCAAUGAAAGUGCUAAGGUCUGUUUCUGAAAAGGUUGAUGGACAGAAAAGGAAAUCUGAAAAGUCAGGACUAUCACCAAGAAAAAAGUCUCCAAGGAGAAACUCAUUAAAAGGUGAUAGUCCUGAUAAGCCAGAUGCAGAACCAAGAAGGAAGUCUAACAGCCCUGCCAGGAGUCCAAGGACUAUUAAGAAGGCUAAUGAUGUUCCUGACAAGAGGAGAAGUGGAUCAGCAUCUCCUAGAGGGGAGAGAAGGAUCCGAUCCCCUAGUGUUAAACUUCAGGACGAUAAUGUUGUAUAUAUGCCCCUCGUAAAGAAGGGCAAGGUUUCUUCCAAAACAUCACCAAAUGAGUUUAUGCUAACCCUUAAAGGUCAGCUUUGUGAAGAGACAAAUAAAGGUAAAGAUAGUGAGAGCAAAUCUGGGGUGAUUAGACAGUUGGACUUUGUAGAACUGUGUAAAGAGCAAAUAGUGAAAAACAUAGCUGAAACAGAAGACGAUAGUCCAGUUAUAUCAGGGUCAUCUCCAACUGCAGUAAAUGCUCUUCCCAUAACAUCAAGUUCUCCCAAACCCAGUACCAGUACAUUAAAUGAGCCCAGUGGUAAUUCUGUUACUGAGGAUGUAGGUGUAAGGAGCAAAGGAUUGCUGGAUCUCAUUACUAAAGUUGAUAAUCGAAUAAAGACGGCCUUGUUUGUGCCUCUAGAAUCAACUCAGUGUAUGGAAGAGGAGGAAUGUUCAGAUGUGUCUUCUUUAAACACAAGCCACAAUUCUGACACUCUGUCGCAUCUUGUGGAUCAGAUGGAAGCAGAGACCUCCAGCUCUGUACCACAAGGAGUUGAUUCUAAAAUACAGUCGGACAGGAAGAGUGAUGUAGAAAAUGACACGGUUCCUCCGGAUGUAAAAUGUGGCGAAUUGUAUCGCAGACUUACAGGUAAAGUGGCAGAUCCAAUAUUACUGAGUACGUCUCAAAGGCAAACUCAGUCUAGUCCAGUGAAACCUCCAUCUGAGAGUGUAAAAGAUGUAGUUAAGGAUAAUAUCCUGGUUUUAGAUAAAAGUGAAGGUUGUCUUCUCAAAAAACAUCUUUUGUCACCUGUGAAAUCGGUGAUCGAGGAGGUGUGUGUCAAACAUGAACCAGAAGGUGAGCAACAGUCUGUGCAAUGUGAUCCUGCUCCUCCUGACUCUUCAGACAAAGGUUCAAAAUCUGAAGAAACUGUUGAAGGUAAAAGGAUUCCACUGUGGAGAAAACUGUAUCGAACUAAGGAACCUUUACCACUGGAAAUUUUAGCAAAAGCUGAGAAAGACUGCAAUUUAAAUAAGAAAUCUGCAUUUGUUAGUGAUGAACUAGAAAACUAUUUAGAAGAUGUUAAGAAAUUGAACUUCAAAUGUGACCAGUCUUUUGAUAGAGAAGAGCAUAAUGCAUCUCCAGAAAGUGUAGAUUAUAGUUUUGAGGUUAGGGAUAUUGAACCAGAUUUUGAUGAAGUUGAGGGUGUAUUGUUUGUGUCAUUUGCAUCUAAGGAUAUUAUGGAUGCUCAUAUUGCUGUGGAGAAGAAGAAUCAUUGGGACAAGGAUGCUAACCAUUUGCUUGGUGUUUCACGUUUGUUGUCUUUUGAGAAAGAAAAACAGGAAGGAGACAGUCCAGAACAAGGUAAAGCUAAGACUCCCAGUUCACUGAACCUUAGAGGACAACACAUGAAAUGGAAGAAAUAUAAGAGGAUGUUGAAAGAAGAGUUUGAUAAUCUGCAGUUGACAAGAGAAAGAGGAGAUCCUUACUCUGGUUUCCGGCAUCCAGAGAAAACAUCAGACAUCACAAAGAUCAAAGGAUGGAGAAAUAAAUUUGUUGACAUGGAAGGUGAUGCUGGUAAACUUCACUGGAGAACCGAGGAAAGACUCUUGAGAAAUCUGGAGCCAGAUGAUAUCAAGGCAUUGGGCAUUAAGAAGAAACGGAGGAAGAACAUUGUGUUCACUCAUAGGAAAGGAACCUCGAAGGACAUUGGGUAUCCAUCAGGCCGAACUAGCAUCUAUGGACAAUCUGGCAGUCCAGAAGAGAUUGGUGACAAUUGGGACAUGAUGAUGGAAGAGUAUGAGGAACCAUUGUAUGGGGACUAUGGAGAAGGUUCUGAUCAUACUGAUGAGGAGAUGAGGAGAAUUAACUGGAGUUAUGGACAUAGUGAGGAAAGUGUUAGUGUCAUUGAGAUGGACUCAAGUGUUAGAGACAGACCUUUUGGGUAUGCCAAGAGGACUCAGGUCAGGAAUGAGUUUGCAGAAUUGUUUAGCUGGGGUGAGGAGGAAAUGAAGAUUAUGAAGAAUCUUGGUGGACGGGUGAGAAACAGGAGGAAAAAGAAUGACCCCAGAGAUAUGACCUCUCUCCUGCGAGACUCAGAGUCUCCAGAGAUGGGAAAGAAAUUCAGACUGAAGAUGAAAGUCAAAAGGUCAGAAUACAUUCCUGUGGCCGUCAUUACCGAACAAAUGGCCAUUGAUGCUACUUGUGCAUUAGACUUUGGAGUAUACAAACCAACACAAACAGGAACAAGAUGUGCAGACAAUAUCAAUACCAAACAUAUGGUGCUUCAAACUGUGCAACCAAAUCCCCAUACUGGGAUGAAGUUGCACAACAAAGGCAGCACCUUGUUCAGAGCUCAAAGAGACAAAAAGCGACCAAUGUUGAAGUCAGGUGUUCCUACAGAGUAUGUGAGGAGGGUGAAUUCUGAAGGAGAUGGAACUGCAGAUGUUUCUUUGGACAAUCUUGACAGUAGGGAUGAGGAUGGUAUUGUCAUUGAUGGAAGCAGAGACCCGAAAAUACCCUGUGAUAAGCCUGGCUGCAGGUAUGGUUGUAUCUGUCACCUGUGCAAUGACAAUCAGGAGGACCUGGAACCGAGGUCCCAGGAGUCCCACACCUGUAACAAGGAGUACUGCCGCCUCGGAUGUAUAUGUGACAGCCUUGUUUCCAACCAAGAAGCAAACAUCCCCUUCCACUGUGGCAAGCCAGAAUGCAUGAUAGAAUGUGUGUGCUCCAGAACGGAGAGAAGGUCACCCAAUGGCGCUGCCUCUUCAGGUGUUCCUGAUGAUGGCGCUAACAGCUCUGAUGAGAUUCCUCCACUUAUCCAAGACUCUGAUGUUUCUGCUGAAGGUGCUAAGUUUGACAACCAGAAAGCCAAGGAGGACAAACCUGCUGUGUCCAAGACAUGGUCGCGGCACCCAAAAGGUGAUAAAUAUUCCAAUCUGCCGAAGAGGGAAUCGCGACAUCGGAUGUCAAAGAACCUUGAUGCAAUAACCCGCAAGGCAUUGAUGGUGUAUGAGACAAGUGAAGUGUAUUGUGAACAGAGUGGUAGAUCCAGAAAGAAGCACACUGAAGAAAUUUCCCCUGGAUCUCGAGCUGCUGUGUCCAAAUUGACCUCUCCUACCAGUAAGGCCAAGGGACCAGUACUACCUAAGGUUAUGAAAAGGAAGCCCUCCAUAUCCCAGGAGGUUGUUCAGAUCAGCGAUGACGAUGAAGACAACACUGACAUGAUGUCAUGUGCACGAUCAGCUGCAUUCACUCCAACGAAAAUAUCAGACAGGGACCUCUCGAAUGAUCCUACUGUUGUCCGAAUUGAGAAAACUGAGAGUGAGUCAGGUGCUUCUAGCAUCAGUAUAACCCCUGGCGGUAGCCGGCCAGGUACUCCUGGACCCAACCCUCAAGACCUGGGCCGCAGACUUGCCAAAGUGGCCAUUGACUGUCAGAGCAAAGAUGUUGCUACCCCGAACACAGACAAGCCUAAGCCUCAAGCAGCAGAUGUGCCCAAAAGAAAACCAUCAAAAGUGUUGCCAGCAGAUCUCCACCAUGUACAGUGGCAUACACAGAUGGUUUGCCUGAAAGCAAAUCCUAAACCAAAAGAUGCUGAUACUUCAGAGUUGGAACCGGAAGAGAUCAAGUUGUUGGAAUUCAUGGCCAAUUGUAACUGGGAUAAUGCGAAACCACAGAUUCUUAGCAGGGUAGCUCAGUGUCUGAGCAGAGGAGUGUACCCAGAUCCUCGUAGGAUGGUCAUUGGUGAUUUCAUCGUUGAAAUCAUGCCAAAAGCUGACAAGUGUGCUGUCAUUCCUCCAGAACUAAAAGGCAAACUGCCUGAGCAUAUGUAUUCGAUAAGGGUGAAAGUCAUGAGAAAAGCAUCUGAAUCUGAUAUCAAGAAGUUCCUAGCAGCUUCAGCACAUCUGAAACAUCGAGCAUCUUUGAACAAACCCCGAGAUUCUGUUUCUGCUCAGUCAUGUGACUCAGCCUCAAAGAGAGUCUUUAACAACACCUCCUAUGGUGCUCUGGACAAGAGCGGGGCAUUAUCUCAGCCUUACCAGAAACCCCAUGCCCCACCAUCUUCAUCAUCUGCCCCUCCUUCAGCACCAACUUCAUCAGCAGCAACUUCUGUUUCACAAAGUCCAAUGGGUAUUUCAGGGUUUAAUCGCCUCCACAUCUCUCGUCCAAGUUCAACAUUCAUGGAAUCCAGUGGCAACAGUAAUGUGACAAUUGAUGGGAAUAAGUCUGAAAUGGUGAAGUUGAAUGACAUAUCUGGUAACAGAGAUGCUGAAUCAGAUGCUCCUGAUAUCGAACACAUUACAGUACAGAAUACAGAGACCGGUGAUUCAAUAUCAAUGGUAGUAGGCCCUCCGGAAAGUAAAAAGAAGAAGAAAUCAGAAAAGGAAGCUAAACUGUCAGGAAAUGAACACAUGAAAAAGAAAAACAAAUCCAAACUCCAGAGUGCUGCAGGUGAUGUAGUUCAUGAAUCCAAGCCAAAAAUCCUUAAGGGUGCAACAACUUCUUCUCUUGACAAACUUGGUAAGAUUCCUCUUUCUGGCCCAGUGGAUGAAAAAUAUGCAUCUAUUUUUGGUUGUGUUGAGGAGUCAUCUGGAGGUGCAGGCUGUGUCGGGAAUGGUGAGAUGACAAUAGACCUCACAGAUGACAAUGUAGAGACAAAUCAGAAUGAAACACAUGAUGAACCAGAACAACGCGCUGGAGAUCCAAAGUCUGUGAAACCACCUGAAAAUGGACGAAAUGAAAGUAGCAGUGUUAAAAUGUUUCCAUCUUCUGUGGAUAUGAAACAUCCACGCUCAAGUACUCCAAAAUUAGUUCCACCAAUUCAAAACCAGACAUUCCAAAUCAGGGGACCUGCAGCUCCACCAAUUGGGCAGAUUCUAGUUCCAGUUCCAGGUCCAACAAUGCAGACUGCUGGAUCCCAAAUAAUUCUUGCUGGUGCACCAGUUGCUACUAAUGUAUCUUCAUUAGGACAGCCUAGACCCACUAAAACAAUCAUCAGCACACCUGGUGGUAAACUUUAUGGACCAUUUACUGAUAUAAAUGAUGUCAAGAUGCUCCAGGUGAAGAACCCUGAUGGAACAACCCAGCCGUUACUCAGGUUCCUUCCUGCCAAUUCAUUUCCCAUUGUACAGCCAGCUAAGUCAGUUGCUUCCCAAGGAAACAAAAUUCAAAAAUCUCUUCUGGGUACAAAGUACAUCCCAGGGCCCCAUGGAACAAUAUUAAGACUUGAAGAAGUGGUUGAAAACAAAUCGCAAGAAAAGACCAAGGCCAUAAUUGAGGAGGAUCCCAAACCUUCAAAGAAGAAGAGGAGGAAAAAGAAUGUUGACCAAGCAUCUGCAAAUGGACUAAAUGCUGAUGAAUCCGUAGGUAGAGAGGUGAAGAAAAAAGGUCAGAAAUCAGAUCAGUCCAAUUCUAUUGAAUCCUUUGAUGAGGUAGAUGGUUCCUCAGGAUGGAAGGUUCGUAAAGGAGGGUCAAAAAGUCAACUUAUGGCCUCGAGAAAAUGUCCAGUUGGAAAAGACACAGAGAAGAAACCCAGCAGUGAAACACAUCUAGUCGCAUCUCUUGAUGAAGAUGAUCCUGGAACUGCUCAACAACCUGUGAACCAGGUCCAUGUUCUCCGGGACACAGCUGAUAAGGAGAACAAAGGGGAAUACUGUGAAGCAGCUUCUGGAACAUACAAGAAACAUGGUGAUGGUGAUAAAGAUUCUAGUCAGAAGAAGGUAGCCAGAAAACCUGGCCAAUCAACUUCAGGUGGAGCUGUUGAAGGGGCACAGAGGCAAGCCAGGUCAUUGUCCUUAGAUUCACCUGAUACCAUUAAGACUUCCACCCCGAACCCUGGUGCUUACAAAAUGAAAAAAAUGCAACAAGGAUUUUUGCCAAUAAAACGGCAACGAAGUGACUCUGAUUCUGCAGCAUUUGCAGAUGCAAGUAAGAGAAUUAAGCUUGUUGAUGGACGACCUUCAUCAGAUGCUCUAGGCAGCCCAGGUCAGAUCUUGGCAAACAUUGAGAGUUCAAUGAAACUCACACCUAUUCAGAAGUUCAAAGAAAGGAUGAACCUUCCUGUCAUCGAUAUCUCGGAUGAUGACAGUCAGAUGUCCUUCGAUGGCUGUAGCAGUUCUGGACACUCUCUCCAAGGCCAGGGCACCAUCAACAUAUCAGAGGAAGAUGAGGAAGAUACCAGAGGAGAAGUCCGAGAGAGGAAGACCUACAAGGAACGAGCACGGAGACAGGACAUCCUGUGUAUGUUUAUGUAUCUGUACAACAGCAUCUCCGAUGGGGAGGAAAACCCCACUGUGACCCUCUCCAGACAGAAGGUGCUGGAUGCUGCACUGAUGACCAUCGAAAGUGAGAAACAGCGCUCCGCCCAGCUUAUUGAAGACCUGAAGAUGGAGAAGUUCUACCGCCGGGCACAGAAGAGGCGACUCCGUGUCGCUGUUGAUGGACUGUUGAAGAAUGGGGUACCAGCUAAAGUCAUUGGAUCUCAUCUUGAUGGGGUUAAGCAACAAGAACUGAAGCGGCAUUCCAAGAGGCAUCUGUUGAGGAAGAUAAUCCAGUAUGGCAAGCAGAAGUCAAUGGAUGAGGAAGAAGUGGAGUCGGGGAAAGAUACGUCAGCAACGUCAACGUCUGCUACUUCUGUCUCGAUCGCAUCGCCAUCAAUUAGUCAGAGUACUGAGGCCAGGACUUGUGAAGUGAGAGAGAACAAUUCCAUUGGACAAAAAUUAAGAGCAUCUCCUGGGAUAAAGGUUGAUCCUAACAACCCAAGUCACUGUUCCGAAACUGAAAAGUUUGUUAUCGAGAUUGAAAAAGACGAAGAUGAAGAAUCAGUGAAAGAGAAUUUUGAGGAAAGGGAAACAACUGAAGACAAUUUACCUGAGAAUGUUAACGAUAUAACGGAUGUGAAGUCGAAAUUUGAAAAGGUUGGGAAGACAAUUGAGAUUGAACAGAAAGUAACUGUGGAUGAAGAGUGUGUUGAAAAUUCAGGGAAAACUCCAUCUAUGCAAAAUUCUCCAGUUCGAAAGGGAAAGGGUGAUAUUAAACUCAGGGAAAAGGGUUCUGGGACGUCAGGACGCGGGACGCUGCAGCGAUCAAAUUCUGAGGAAGCCAUCCUGCAAGUGGAAUCAUUUAUUGAAAACGCAGUAAGACUUAGCUUUGACCGUGAUGACGGUGUAGUCACAGAUGAAAUGUGUGAUGACAACGGUGGCCCCAAGGAGGAACCAAGGUUGCCCAUCAUUGAUAAGUCUAAACAGAUUAACAAAUUUCCCGAAGUAGUGAAUCCGCCUGUCUCUAAAUAGUGAAUACAGAAGAAAAUCAGCCUGUGAAAUGUUUGGCAGAUGAAGUGUGUGUUGAAACCCCCGAACGGGAGAAAUCCCCUGACAAAGACGCCAUGUUUGGUUUGCUUCUGCCGAGUGAGUUGAAUUUUGAUGACGCAAGUGUUGAGUCCGUUCCCAUGGAAUCAAAGGCACCAAACUCAGUCUCCUCAAGUGAAGCCACAGGCGAUUUGAACAACAUUGGUGCCGUAAGGGAGAUAAGUCAGAGUGAUUCUACUCAGGGAAGUGACAAGAUGGAUACCUCUUCUGUUCGCGAAAACGGAAAAUCGGGAAAGAAGGAGAAUUUCCUUAUUUGUGAUGUUCGUGGUUUAGCCAAGAAUGAAUUCUUCUGCACAAAAUGAGAUUAUUUUGCAUCAUAAGUAGAAUGUUUAAGAAUAUCUCAAUCAUCAUCGUCAUUCAUCUGUUGAUGUCGUCAAACAUAGUAAAUCAGGAUAUUAUGAUGUUGAGGUCAUAACUGAUCCCUGAACUGUAUGGUAGUGCUGUUGUAUGAUAGUGCUUUGUCUAGGGUGACCACUUGGGAACAGGUGGUCAUGAGCAGGAUUUCGCUCUUGGAACAGGCUUCCGGUUGGCUGGUUUGAAUGGCAACCCUGGGAGCAGGUGCCCCUUAGUCUGAUAUAACAUGUUCACACUGGGAACGUGUGGCACUUUUUCUGGUAUAAUUUCUACCCUGUAGGAGCAGGUGCCCCUUUCUCUGGUUUGAGAUGUCCACCCAUAUAACAGGUGGUGUACAAUGUCUGAUGCACAAUGUCCCCACUGGGAACAGGUGGUCCAGUGUCUGGUGUAUGAUGUCAAACCUGGGAACAGGUGACCCAGUAUCUGGGGUACGAUGUCAAACCUGGGAACAGGUGACCCAGUAUCUGGUGUAUGAUGUCAAACCUGGGAACAGGUGGCCCAUUAUCUUGGGUACGAUGUCAAACCUGGGAACAGGUGUCCCAGUGUCUGGAGUACUAUGUCAAACCUGGGAACAGGUGUCCCAGUGUCUGGAGUAUGAUGUCAAACCUGGGAACAGGUGGCCCAGUGUCUGGAGUACUAUGUCAAACCUGGGAACAAGUGGCCCAUU